Dinoponera quadriceps is the source of this 12337-nucleotide messenger RNA. RefSeq names its product DNA N6-methyl adenine demethylase (gene Tet). The transcript has 11 exons. Bases 501 to 8294 code for a protein of 2597 amino acids. Gene Ontology annotation, biological process: positive regulation of transcription by RNA polymerase II; oxidative demethylation. The record is from RefSeq and is a predicted model, not a curated record. Gene Ontology annotation, molecular function: DNA 5-methylcytosine dioxygenase activity; zinc ion binding; DNA binding. NCBI's taxonomy places the organism in Eukaryota, Metazoa, Arthropoda, Insecta, Hymenoptera, Formicidae. Gene Ontology annotation, cellular component: nucleus.
GAGAGAGAGCGUAAGAUCAAGGAAGCAGCCUUGGACGAGCGCAUCUCGAAUACGAGCUUGGAAGAGUACGCGCCAGUGUGGAAGAAACAUACACGAAUCGUGAUACGCACCCCGAAAAUCGGAGGAGAUCCGGAGCAUCGCGAUCGCCGUGAGUCGAAGACGCGUUCGAGACAUGUUAGUCCACGGACGACGCGAUGUCCGCGCCGAAAGAACCGGACCCUUCAAAUCCGGCUUGAUUCAGUAACGAGAACUAUAGAGGAUCGCUGGGACCGGUCGCGAGAGAGGAGAGCGCGCAAAUGUCUCCCGCGAGGAUCUCGUCGAUGAUUCGUGCGGCGGAGAUGAAAUAAUCCGCAGUCUCGAGCGAUCCAACGAUCAUCCGAUUCGUCGAAUCAGGAAGAAAGAGAGAGAGAGAGAGAGAAGAAUCGGGCCGACGAGGACGCUACGCGUCUCACGGGGAGCUCACGGGCGGAGGUUACACUCGCGAUGACGUGGCGAGGAGGAUGAGCGCCGAGGUGACGAAGGAGGUCGUCGCCACCGAGAGGGUGCCGACGAGCCCUCCGGCGGCGAUCGCGACCUCGCCGGGCGCGGUGCCGCCCGGUCUGCCGCCGUUCAGCAGCAGCUUCGGCGAUGCGAUGGACACCUCAACGACACUCACGACGCUCCACCCGCAGGAUAUCAGCCUGAGCCUGCCGCCCUGGGAAUAUUACACGGAGGGCCUGACGAGUCGGCUGGUCGACUCCCGUGAUAUAGCGAACCAGCAAUACCGGCCGUGGGAGUCGAAAGGCUGCAGCACGGAGCUGCCGAGCUUCACCAGCCAAUUCACCGCCCCGAGCGAGGCCGAGCCACAGUUGACGGCGUUGACCCCGCUGUCGCCGGUGUCCAUGUCGCACUCACCGCCGGUCACAUCGGCCGUGGGCCUGCCCAGCUUCCACACCUUGGGCACGCCGUUACCGGUGCCGCACACGCAUCGCGGCUCGAUCGGCUAUCCGCUGGUACCGGCACCGGUGCAGGCUCGGGAGGUGCCGGCGCUCCAGCAGCAGCUACUCGACGAACGUCACAUACAGCUGCUGGGUUCCAGCCCGGUGCAAGCGUUCCCGCCACCGCCGCCGGGCCACCCUCACCAUACGGUCCUGACGGUGGUGAAGCCUGAGUAUCCGCAGCUGCACCAUGCGAACUUCCAGAAUCCGAUGUCGACUGUGCUGGACUCCUCGCCGACCUCGAGACCGAUCGGCAUCGACGGCCGCAAGAAGGAGCGCAGAAAAAUCCGCGCGGGCUCUAUGGAGUCGGAGGACGGUGGAGGAGGAGGAGGCGGAGGGGGCGCCGGGAACGUCGAGAGUUCCGGCCAGGUAGCCGCGGUGUCUUCCACCGCGAAUCGCGGCGUCCACCAUCUCGGCGGCGGCAUGACCGACGGCGACGGCGACGGCGGCCUCGGGGACAAGCCGGCGAAGAAGAAGCGAAAGAGAUGCGGCGAGUGCAUCGGCUGCCAGCGCAAGGAGAACUGCGGCGACUGCGCGCCGUGCCGGAACGACAAGAGUCAUCAGAUCUGUAAGAUGAGGCGGUGCGAGAAGCUCACCGAGAAGAAGCACCUGUACCACCUGCAGACCGGCGAGGGGGCGUUUCGGGAGCGCGGCAGAGGACGGGGCAAGGGUGCCACGAGGAGUUACCGAAAGAUCGCACGACAAGUCAGCACGCCUGACAGCGCACCAGCUGGUCUUGGCAGUCCGCAGGCUGGUAUCGGCGGCCUGCAGCAACAGCACCAGCAACAAACGCAACAAUCUCUGCACCAGCCUGAUCCCAUGCAGCAAACCAAGGACAAUCUCAACUCGGGGGCGAACCAACAGUCGGGCGCCUUGAGAAACGGAAACCCACCACCACCUGUCGUCUCUAUGUCAACCGGCGUGAUGCCGUUCUACGGAGAUUCUAGCACCGGUUUCCGACCAGCGGCUGGUUUUGGGAACACAGUCUGGCAUCAGGGAGUCGGACCAGUCGGCGCGGUCGCGGUCGAGACGUCGCCGGCGGCUUGGCCGCCUCAACAGUUCAUUCAGCAGAUUCCCGCGCCGAAUCAGCUCGAAGAGCUGAGGUAUCACACUCAGUACGGCGCCGCGGCGCCGUAUCAUCCUCAGCCAGUCUCGUAUCAGCAGCAGACAUUCAUAACGGCGGAUCAGUCCGCGUUUCAACGAGCCGGCACGACGGGACAGUACACCAUCACGGGACAGCCCUCGCCGCUGGCGACUGUCGGUGGGCAGCCGGUGGUCUCGACGCCUCAGAGGCAGAUGAACGGACAAUUCGUAGAUCCCGCGGCCACCGCUAAUCAACCGGUUGCUUACGAGAGGCAGGACUACGUGAACGGCUAUCAACAGCAAGAUGUGACAGGCAUGGCGCCGCCUCCGUCGACGACGCCGACGAGUCGCAGCAGCUCGGUGCACAUGGACAGUCAGCAGCAGCAGCAGCAGCAGCAACCGGGUGGCCCGCAACAGCCAUCGCAGCAGCAACAGCAGCAACAGGCCGCUGCGGACACGCAAGUGAAGGGCUUUGCCGCGAUCGCAGCCGCGAACGUGUCGGGAAACGAGAUGCCUGGGUAUCCACUUCAACAGGACCCACAGAGUUUACACAACUCUAACGGAUAUCCAGGCUACGUGGAAAUGGGUCAGCAAGCAACGCAGAGCCAAUGGCAAAUGGUAUCGCAGCACCAUCAGCAGGCGCAAAUGCAACGGCAGCAAUCAACGGUGGUCGACAAUAAUCAACGGCACAUGUGGCCGGACGCGAGCGGAAAGAUGAGCAAUAGCGUAAACAGCAGCAUGAAUUGGCAGGACGGAGGGAUGCAGAAAGCUCCGAAGCAGCAAGUGGAGCAGCAACAAGCUACCCAGCUGCAGGAACUGCCGAGACCGGCGAGUCACAUGAGCUGGGAGACCGGGAGCGUGAAGGAACCCCAUACGCCGCAAUCGUGGUCCGAGAACGCCGACAGUCAGCAACAAACUCAGGGAAACUGGUCGCGACAAAGCCCGAAGCUGAGGGAUCCGCAGAACUCGCGCCUCACGCCGUCCGGUCAGCCGCCUCAACAUCAGACCUGGCUGCAGCACUCGCCGAAACUGUCGGAUCAGCACAACAGCGGCGCCCAACAGAACCCACGAAUGACGCCUUCCGCCCAACGUGGUUGGCAGCAGAACAGUCCAGAGAUGCAGGGCUCUCAACAGAAUCCCAGGCUGACGCCCUCCGGGCAACAGAUGCAGCAACAACAACAGUGGUCGCAGCAGACCAAGGUGGAGCAGAAUCCCAGACUCACACCGUCCAAUCAAAUGUCAUGGCCCGACACGCCGACUAGUCAACCGAAUUGGUCACCGAAUAGCAUAAAGAGUGAUAAUAGUCAACAGCCGCAGCAACAGUGGCAGGAUUCGAGUCCUAGACGGACUCCGGGCCACCAGUGGCAGGGUCAACUGACGCAAGACAACAAGCUGGACGGUCGAGUCGCCUGGUCGCCGAAUUCCGUGUCGGAGAGCCAGUCGGCCUGGGGACAGCAGGCGACGAAGCAGGACUUGCAAAACUCAGGGGAAAGAAUCGCCUGGCAGCAGUCUGCGGUGGAGGCUAACAAGCCGAACGGUUUCCCGGAGAACCAAGACAACGUUCCGGAGAAUAACAUGUAUGCUCAAGCAAAUCGUGUGAAUCUCACCAGUCGAUUGAAAUCGAUGAUUCUGAAUAAGCAGCAGCAGCAGCAACAACAACAGCAGAUGCAACAGCAGCAAAGCCACCAGGAUCAACAUCGUAACAUGCAUCACCAGAUGCAGGCGCAACACGUCAGCAGUAACAACGGAGGCACCGCGGUGGAGUAUCCAACGGACGACCGAUUGCGCGACGCGCACGAGAGCAACGAGAAGAUGCAGGAGAAGCGCACGGAUCACUUCAUCAAUCAGUCGAACGUCAUCUCGAUGGCGCAACCGAACGAAAACAUGACCGGUAAUUUUUUAUCGCAUAGCCACCACCCUCGGGUAGAUAAUUUGCCCGACGGUGGUGGCUUAUGGGGAUGGGCGGGGGGAGAACACAAUCAGAGUAACAAGAACAAUAGCGCGGAAAACGGCAUGACAGCCCUCGAGAACUUCAUGAAGCUCGCCACGGAGAGCAAAAGCGAUGUUGACCGAUGCUGCGACAAGGAUCGGUUGUCCUGGCAGACGGAGAAGAGUCACGAAGAUCAAAGCGUCGACGACAAGUCCUUCCAACAGCGGUUGUGCAUGGAUCAGAUCGUGUCCUUCGAGGAGUCCCGGAAAACGCCCGAGAGCGACGAGGCGAAGAGCGACAGUCUGGACUUCCUGAAGACCACGGACACCGCUGUCGAUCCGCUGUCUUCCCGGAACGUCGACGCCGAUCGUGCGAUCAAACGAGAAGGCGUCACUGCGGACUACAACAGCGACGACAUGGCCAACAAUGUCACCGAAGAAGAGAGUGAGAAGAUCGUGCCGGAUUACAAGUUCCGCGGCGACGGCGGUCCCGCCAAGGUGUCGCCGGGGACCGGCUCAUGGUGCUGCCGAAGAGGCGGCACCGAGCAGCCGACUCCCGAACACCUCAAGGACGGUUGUUGCCAAGGUCUCCAGACCAAGGACGAAAUGCUGGCCGAUUCCCCGCAGAGAGACGAGUCGAAGAGCGAGGGGGGCCCGCACAGUCCACGCACCUCGUCCGCAGCGACGACUACGACGACCAAGUUGCAGGAUCAUCUGGACAAACUGAAGAACAACGUGAGGACCGAAGUGCCGGACUGCAACUGCUUCCCCGCCGAUAAAUGUCCACCUGAGCCCGGCUCAUACUACACUCAUCUCGGAGCGGCCGCGAAUCUGCCCGACCUAAGGAACGAUCUCGAACGAAGAACCGGUCUCAAGGGCGAUGCGAUAAGAUUCGAGAAGGUCAUUUAUACCGGCAAAGAAGGCAAGACCACGCAGGGGUGUCCAAUGGCCAAGUGGAUCAUCCGACGAUCCGGCAUCGACGAGAAGAUCCUGACCAUCGUGAAGCACCGUCAAGGUCACAAAUGCCCGACCGCCUGGAUCGUCGUGGCUAUGGUCGCCUGGGAAGGAGUACCGACACACGAGGCCGAUCGGAUAUAUUCUCUUUUAAGUCACAAGCUCAAUCGAUUCGGUCUGCCCACGACCAGACGAUGCGGCACCAACGAACCGCGAACCUGUGCGUGCCAAGGACUCGAUCCGGACACCUGCGGCGCCAGCUUCUCCUUCGGUUGCUCUUGGUCGAUGUAUUACAACGGGUGCAAGUACGCCAGAAGCAAGACCGUGCGGAAGUUUCGACUCUCAGUCCGAUCGGAGGAACAAGAAGUCGAGGAGCGAAUGCACGUUUUAGCAACGCUUUUGUCACCUCUGUACCUCAGCCUCGCGCCGGAAGCGUUCAAUAAUCAGACGCAAUUCGAGCGAGAGGCGAGCGAGUGCCGUUUGGGUUUUAAGCCGGGCCGGCCGUUUUCCGGUGUCACCGCUUGCAUUGAUUUCUGCGCUCACGCUCAUCGGGAUCUGCACAACAUGAACAACGGGUGUACCGUGGUAGUCAGUUUGACAAAACAUCGAACAUUAUCGAAACCUGAAGACGAACAGUUACACGUGCUACCUCUUUACAUAAUGGACGAUACGGACGAAUUUGGUUCGAAGGAAGGGCAAGAGAAAAAAGUUCGCUCCGGUGCCGUCGAAAUCCUGUCCAAGUAUCCAUGCGAGGUUCGAGUUCGAUCGGUUCCGCUUCAGCCCUGCAGACGCCAUGGCAAGAAAAGAAAAGAGGACGAGCCUGAUACCGUGAGCGGCAAAAAAGAUGCGAUGAAGAUGGCGUCCGAGAAGAUGUCGGACGCCGCCGGCCGCUCGCCAGGACACGCUGACUCUUCUCGACCGCAGCUGAGGGACUCUCAAUUGUCGCUGGAGAUGACGCCGAUGUUCGAAGGUAUCGACGCGCAGUUGCAGAGCUCCCAGGUGUCAUCUACGGUCUUGGAUAGCCCGGUGUCCAUGUAUCAAGGAUGGGGAUACCAAGGUGAGUCGCAGUGGAGCCGGAACGGUUGGCUCGAACAGAGAAAGAGCAACUGGCUGAACCCGUGGGGAGAGUAUCCGCCUUUCGGUGGCAUAGAGAGGGACGUCAGGGUAGACCCGGACAGCACCAGCUUGGACGACAUCAGACCCAGGAGCACCGUCUCCCAAGAAGAACACAGACCGGGUUCGCGAAACUUGCCCAAUUCCACGGUGGAUUCGGUCAGAGGAUGCUACGGGAAUUCACCGAGAGCUGCUCACCCGAUCUCACCUCGUUCACACUCGACCAUACCCGGAGAAGCGUCCUACGUGUCGCCCAGAGGCUGCCUGUCGACGCUUCAGGACCCGAAGAUGAUCCCAUCCAAGGGACCGGAACACCCGAACGCGGAAAUCAGCUACAAUCAUCACAUGGCGCCCGGUUCUUACUCCAUUCACGACAACCGGCAAAACGACUGUUCCCCGAGAGUCGUCAACUCUUCGUCGCUGAGCGUGGAAGCCGCGUAUCGAAAUACUCCAUCCAGGAUGAAUCCGUCACCGAUCGCUACUCAUCAUGUUCGCAACGUCGGGCAGGAUUACAUGGCGAAUCAGCUGAGGUUGCCGUCGCAGAGAUACAUCGGAGAUUCUAGUCAGCAGAGAUACUCGGACAGCAUGGCGCAAAAUUACAUGGACGUCGAGAACCCGGCGAAAUUGGCGUUGCUGAGGCCGCAGAUCGAGCAAACGUUCGUCAACAGAACGUCGCAGCAUCCCUAUCCGCCGCAACAGAUGCAGUCGUCGCCCAUCAAUCCAGUCUAUCAGAAUCAGUAUGGGGGGGACGGUAAUGCGGCGAAUCUUUUCUCCUGCAUGGACAGCAAGUUAGAGAGUGCAAACUCGGACGUUCCGGUGCACAGUUCGUUGCACUUGCCGGCGUUCGAGCAGCGGAACGACGCGCAAUGCACGCCGAACGAGCAGCGGAAGUCCGCUCAUCAUCACGCGCAGAGACAAUCGGAAACGAAGCUCUUCAGCCAUCCUCCAUCCCCGUCUUCCGAUCAGGUUCAUCCGCGAAACUGGAACGCGACGAACCCCGCGUGGUGUCCAUCCAACCAGAUGAAGAAUCCACAGCGAGCCAACGAUCAGCAAAUGGCCGACAAGAGGAUCUGGACCGGUAAGCUAACGAGGUCGGACCAAAGCAAAUCUUGGGAAACGCCAUCUCCCUUCCGAGUGCCGAGAGGAAGACCGCCCUCGCGAACGAUAUCCAGUCAGAAUUCGCCGGCGGAGCCCAACACGUAUCCGAAUCCUCUAACCAGAACGUUCCUGAAGCCAGCCGAACCCACGAAACCCGCUAUUUAUAGCGCGGAUACGUUGAGCGGCGGCGCCGUACAAAAUGGCUGCGUGCCCAACCAGCCGAAGAGCAGCUGUACGGAAGACAAGCUGCGAGAAGGCUUCUACGACGGCAGGCAAGAAAUGUCGAAUUCCAAUCCGAAUUCUCUCGCAUGGGCCGAGGAGAUGAAACAAGUGCAAGACUUCCACGCGAUGUCCGGCCUGGGUCACCACGCGUUCCCGCAGUACGGCUACCCGACCUAUCCGGUGUUCGAGAAGCCGUGGGAGAGCUACAAUUACGGCCAGUCCUAUCAGACACCGGAGUACCCGCAGCAAUUCUACCAGCAGCCGAAGCGUGAGAGUUGCUUCCAUUCGCCUCAGUACCCGUACCAAAGUCUGAAUCCCGCCGGUUGGACCAGGUGGGACGCCGCACCCCGGUGGGACAUCUACGGCCCGCCGCCGCCGUACUUCCCGGUGUUGCCGGAGCCUCCGCCCAAGGCGGAGCCGCUCGGCGAGGUGGCGGACUACUCCGACAACGAAGAGUGCUUCAAAGAUCCGCAGAUGGGCGGUGUGGCGAUCGCUCUGGGCCAUGGUAGCGUGUUGUUCGAGUGCGCCAAGCACGAGAUGCACGCCACGACGGCCCUGAGGAAGCCCAAUCGUCUGAAUCCCACCAGGAUCAGUCUGGUGUUCUACCAGCAUCGCAAUUUGAACAGGCCCAGGCACGGCUGGGACGAGUGGGAGGAGAAGAUGCGGCUGCGAAAGUUGGGCGUCACCGCCAGCAACAGCGCCUCCUCUUCGUCGACCCCGACCGUCGCCACCAGUCCAGGCAGCACCACGAACGAAAAGACGCCGCCGCUUCCGUCGUUACCGCACAUUCCGAACGUUCCCAAUUCGCAGUUCAUGAUGAGAUCACCCACCUACACCACGAUGACCUGGACGACGCUCUUCCGGAUGCAUCCCUGCAUCAUAACCGGUCCGUAUCAAGAAGGCGGUGCGAUCGGAUGAGUCGAGGUCGCGAGAUACGGCCUCGAGCGCCGAUGACCACCACCGAAAGACACCGGACCCUUCGAUGAGGCGGCGUCGUUGAACCAUGAGAGGCUUUAUAUCGUUAUUAUCGUUAUAGUUAGUUACUCCGAGAAAAAAAAAAACACACACUUUGCACUGCCAUUUUUUCUAUUUCGGGUUUUACGCAGGAUUUUAAAACAUAGUGACGAGAAACGUGCCCACGCCAGGAUAUGUGAUCCAAUCGCACACCCUUCUGUCGGGGCUCGCGUUUUAUAUUGACUUUUUACUAAGCUGAACUCGAGAACAGGCUCUCGCGAUCGAGCCCAGGAGGCUACGAAAAGAUCGAGACGGGAGAUCGUGAAUGACCGAGGCUAUUGACGUAACAGGAAAGAAAAAGAGAGAAAACGAAAGAAAGAAAGAAAGCGCCGAUGACCGGCUGCCCCUUGCGAAGACUUUGAUACGAUAGAUUUUCGUAUUCUGACUCUGUACACAUUAAGUAAUAUCGCAUAACGGUUUCGUGUUGGUAGAAUCGUAAUCUUAUUAGCUAGUCGAGAAGUCUAGAUGAUGAAUCACGCGACACAUCACACGUACACAUACAGAGCACACAUUAAGCGUACAUGCACACUCCGAGACAUCCAAGGAACCUGCACGAUAUGCGAGGUCUGUCCCAAAAGUAUCUUUUACAGACCUCGUAUACGUUCUCGGAAUUAUCGCACUUCUUCGUGAUACGAUGAGAGGAGAAAAGAGGAAGGUAGAAACGGCUGCGUUUGUUUUCAAAAGCAUCAUGUUAAGACAUCGAUCGUUGAAAUCAAUAUAUGUGUUUUACACACACACACACACACACACACACAUACACACAUUAUAUGUAUGUAUAUAUGUGUAUAUAUAUUAUAUAUACAUAUAUAUAAUACAUAUAACAAAAAAUAAUUUCACGUCCAACACUUCUGUAAUACAAAUUAUAGAACAUUACAUGUAAUGUAUAUACAUUACAGGAGAAGAGCGUCGGACAAGAAAUUAUUUUUAAGCGCUGCAGUGAUGCUUACGAGUGCCGGCAGCCGCGGUUUUCCGAGUUUCUUCGAGGUCUCUCGUGAUAUCCAAAUGGGGAAAAAGCGCGAUAGCUCCGCGAGUAUCCUUUCUUUUUCGUAUUCGUUAGUCGAGAGCGAGAAUUCUUCGCGACGGUCCAAGCACAAUCCUAAAGAUCCGGACGACGAUAUAUACACACACGAUAAUGAUCUCAAGUCUUUAAAUUAAUUAAACGAUAUGUAAUGUAUAUCUGAUUUUUAGCCUUUGUACAUUUCGCUUCUUAUUCUCGUAUUUAUUUACUCGUGUUUGUACUCGUAGCUAAGUACUAAGUACGAAUUAAUUCAAGUGGCACGCCAAGUGUAAUAACUAACUAACCAUGCGCCCUUCGGGUCGGCUGAGUACAAAGCAUUUAUCUAACAAUAUCACGUGACGCGUAGGUAGUAGGGGUGUAAUCCAUUAUUGGUCGGCGGUGUAACGCCAGGUGUACGUACGCCGGGUAUUGUCUUCAUCAUCAUUAUUAUCAUUAUCACCAUCAUCAACAUCACUGUCAUCAUUGUCAUCAUCAUCGGUUUGACGUUCUUCCCUGUUGCUUUUUUUUCAUCUGGUUUUUAGCCCUUUCCACUUUUCGAGAACCAGCGAUCAGAGCUAGAUCACGUGACCACGAUUGGUAGCAGAGAGUGUUAGUUGGCUAGCUCGUUUGCGAUGACGGAAAUUCGGCGGAAUGCGACAAAAAUUCGCGAUUGACGCGUCGAUGCAUACCACGCAUCAGGUCGAUGGUCGCGAGCACCAGUCUGUGUAGAGUUCAAAGGGUUAAUUACUUUCCAAUUACGGGCGAUGACGUUUGCAUUUGACGUCUCUCGUCGGGAGAUGAGAGAGAAAGAGAGAAAUGAGGAUGAUUGAAAACCGUGCGAUCGCUUCGACACGAUAUAACAAGAUAGAGAGAGAGAGAGAGAGAGAGAGAGACUCAAUUCUCUGAGAUUCGACGCGUCAUUAUUGAAUCAGCAGAAACGGCAAGAUUCGAUACUAUCCGUGAGUGUAUCAUUAUAUCUUUUCUAUUCUCCUCUAUUUUAUUCCUACAUGUUGUUGGAUGUCAUUUUUGUUAGUUCAAGCCUGUGUAUCGUUCCCUUCGAGAGGCCGGUUCGAUGAGGAAAGAAAGAGGAAAGGGGGGAGAAAAAAUCGAACGAGCACGAGGGCAAUAUUGGUAGACAAGAAGGUCUCCCUCGUCUAACUUUUCGUCCACCGUAUUCAACCUUCGAAGUAAUCGCGUAACGUGUUUGUUCUAUAAAAUAGACGGAGAAAUUGGACUUUUUACUUUAGACGCGAAAGGAUUUACAAUGGACUUAUAUGUUUCUUAUUUUCCAGUUGGUCAGUCGAGUCUUACGUUUUUGUUCUUUUUCUCCUUUGUUCAAUGUUGUGCUAAUUUUUUCUAUCUACGAAGGUUCUUUUUACGUUAACGCAAUGAGUACAAGUCGGUGGAAUGAGAAAAAGAAAGAAGCAAGACGCGCGCGACCAACCCUCGCCUACUGGAGUAUUAUAGGAAUCAUUAAUAUAUAUUGUCAUUCAUUAGUUAACGCAUGUAAUAGUAAUAGUGAUAAUAAUAAUAGUAAUAAUAACGAUAAUGAUAAAUAUCAGCUUUCAGUAAUAACUAGUGAUGUAAUCUAAUUUAAUGUAUUAAUUUAUUAAUUAAGUUCUUACAAAACGCGGUAUGUAUCGCUGUUCUAUUUUUCGGCAAGUUGGCGGCUCGAAGUCGAACUUUCGAAUGAAGGUUGUCAGGCUUCUGUACACUCGAUCCGACCGCGUUCGGUGAGACGCGAGAGGAGAGAACCUUCCUCACGGACACGACGUAUCGCACAUCGAUUUCGUUCGUGCGACAGCCUCGUCGCCGCAGCUAUAUAUUCUCCGUAACAACGAGAAAGAAAGCAAAGUGUCAGUCGAUUGUUUUUUUUUCUACUUUUUAUUAAACUGUCGUACGGAUAUCCCCCUCAUCACCGGAGGCACAACACGCCAGUCUCUCUCGCGGAGUAAGAAUCCAUUCCGAAUUCAUCUGUCUCUUAUGAAAUUCCGAGGACACUUCCAUCGGACGUUUCCAAAAUCGCGCGGGACGGACGUACGGGAAGGUUUUCGCGUUUUUCUCACGUCGAAUUCGGAUCUGAUCCUGCUUCGGACCCCCCAAAUAUCGGUCUGUCUGUUCUCAACUAAAUUCGCCACCACAUUCUUCCUCCUCUUCUACUUCUAUUUCUUCUUCUUCUUCGCGCGAUGGAAAUGCAGGCAACGGGACUAUUUCAGGUCCGCAACACUUCGUUUCUUUCGCUUCGCAUCCACGCGUACGCACGUACGUACGAUCCAUUUUCUAGAAUAAGGCAGCUUUCAGACGGCAAUGAGAGUACAAUUAUAGGAUAAACAUCGGCCCGAUGGCUUUUUUUACAUAGACAGCAAGAGAAUUAAUUGCCUCCUCCUCCUCGUGUAUUCCGCUAAGGUGACAAUACAAUAAAGCGAGCCCGAUACGCUUCGGUAUCAUCGGGGUUUCGGUGGGAAUCAGGGCGCGCGUCGCUCUCGUAAAAUCCUCGGAUAUCUAGCGGGUGUCGUGAGUAAUAUAUUCUUACGUGUGUUUUUCGCCACGCGAAGUCACCUCCUUUACUACUCCAUUUCUCAAGUACGACAAGUACUGGACACGCGAGCGUGACACCCGCCGGAUUCUGCAACGCGAAGGGAAAUCAAAAUUCCAUAUCGACUUCCGGGAAUACACUUAUCGUUAGCCGCAUAAUGCACCCUAAGCGCCGUAAUAUAACGAUGUUGACGACUACUUCCAACUACUUGUCCGUAGGUACACCGAAGAAGAUCGUUGUCCUUGCUGAAAACUUUUUUAUAACGCGGAAACUCGGAAUUACAGUUCGACGAUGCCAAAAUAGUAUUAAAUAAUUAGGAGAAAUGUUUGUAAUACAUAAUAGCUGUAUGACAUACGGAAAGAAAAAAAAGAAACGAAGGAAACGAAGCGGGGUAAGAGGACUAGGUGCGGAUCG